Molecule: messenger RNA, 3169 nt
Organism: Dreissena polymorpha
Lineage: Eukaryota; Metazoa; Mollusca; Bivalvia; Myida; Dreissenidae
Exons: 8
Coding region: 210-944 (244 amino acids)
Source: RefSeq, a predicted model, not a curated record
GCCUCACUGAUAGCUACAACAAUACAACUGGAACAAUAUUUAGAAUGUGUAAUCACAAACAGUUUGGUAACCAAAAGAGGUGAUUAAAAUUUUGAAUACUGCGCAUUGAAAGAUUAGGAACAUUUGUUAAAAUACAGUUGUUUGCUAUUUUGUUGAAUAAGGUCUACGAAACUCAGUGGUUUAAAACAGAAGUUUGAAGACUCCAGCAAAUGUUGACUCAAGCAGCUCAAGCAGUGCUCCCCAUGACCCCUCAAACUCAGAAAAUGCAUACGUCGUAUUGCAUCCUGAAACUUCUAUGGAUCAUGAGAAUCCUGGUGAUACUAUGUAUUUCCUCGUGUUCAGAACUGUGCAUAUAUGAUGUCCACGGGAACAGUAUGGUCCACACACUGGAUCCUAAAACAGUUACAACACUUGAUUUCAAAUCACGUACUGAUUUAAAGAUCCGCUUUACUGACAAAUUGAACAAAACACAAAUCAUAGCAGAGUGCGACACGCAUUUAAAUACAUGUUACAUGCUUACCCACUCUCUUGGAAAAUACUAUUCUGUGUCAUAUACUGGUGAAGGAGCAAUGUUGAACAUUGUAAAGGUCACAGGAAAAACACUUGGAACAUAUUCCUUCUGCGAAAAUCUUAUUUUGACAAGUUGUGUCAGCACAGAAAUAGUGGACAUAACAGCAACGGAUACAAGUAAUUCUGAUAACAGUUCAGAACACAUCGACAACAAUCGAGGCGUUGAGAACGUGUGUUGCCAAUCCCAAACAUACGUUGGAUCUCUUGGGGCUGUGCAGGCAGUACAUUUAGCCAUAAGCGUACUUAUCGGCGUAUUUAUUAUAUGGGAAAAGUUUUCCAUAAAAGGUCGUUUAUGUCGACGCUUUAGAAAAAAGUCACAAAAGACCAUUAGGAAAGAGGAAGACAUUCGUACAGACAUGCUCAUGCUAGCAUGAUUACUGAUGCAAAAGAGCAGUUCAUAUCGGAUGCAGCAGAAAAGGCAGUAGAAAACAUACUUGAAGUCGAAGGAAGGCAAUCAAACAAAGCUGAAAGGACACCGCAUGAAAACAGAAAAUUAAUAGUUUUAGAAAACAACACAAACAUAGAUGUUAUUGGAAUUACGCAAAGAUGAUAAAAUAUGAUAAAAAUUAUCGAACGUUUACAAAUUAUGAACGCCAAAACAAUAACAAUUAGUGCAACAUUUAUUUUUCAAGCAGCGAAAUUGCGAAGUGAAUUAUAUUAUCAAUAGUGUUUCGCCAUAUAUUAAUGUCUAGUAAAGCAUUAGAUCUCGUAGAUAUUUUUGGAUGUUAUAUGAAUAAAUCUCCCAAAACAGAAGAACAAAAAGCUUUGAUUGUUUUCCACAUAAAAAUUAGAUUUUUUUCUAUCAAUAAAAGUUUAUCAAAAGUCCGCACAAAUACGUUAGUAUAUCUUAAAAUCGAUAACUAAGCAAACACAAAAUAUAAGGAAUUCAUGAAGUUUGACAUUUGAAAAGUCAACAGAAGUAAAGCUAUGUCUGUUUUAACUGAUAGACACAGUAUAACGGUUUACAUUUCUGGCUUCGCACAUUUGGCUGCACGCUUUAUCAACUUCACAACUGUUUAAAAGUAAUUAUAUGAUGUUACAGUACUUAUUAUAAUAUAACAAGUAUUAUUUUUGUGAAAAUGUAUUAUAACGGAUAGCAAUGUAGUUUUAACAAAUUGUAUUGUACUGAUGACCAUCGUGUGUUUUUUAACCUACUUUUGUAUUCCAUUUAUAGCUGUUUAAUGCAUACUGAAUAAGCCAUAAAUUUUGUUUUACCAAUCAAAUAAUAUAUUUGACUUAAAUACACAUAAUUAAUUACAUGAAAAUAGUGCGAUAAUAGAAAAACUAGAGUAUAUAUAUAUAAUUACCUAUGGUAUAUAGAGAAUAAUAGGUUACUGCCCUUCUUUCGUUGAAAUACGAAAAAGGCGAUACUUCAAGAGCUUGAUAUAGUACCCAAAGAAAGUAUAUUAACAUUUUCGUGUUAAUCAUACAUAUACGCCAACAUAUUUAAAGAAAAAAAAAUGUAAUCGUAACGACAUAAACUUUAAAUUUUAGAAUAAGAGAAUAUGAUGUAUGUUGUUUUACGUGUUUUACAUGACGUAAUGAGCAUUUGCACUUACUAUUUGUGAAACACGUUUUGUUUGUUUGUUUGUUUGCUGUUUUUGUUGCUUUCUGUGUUUAAACUGUAAUACUGCUUGGUAUAAAAUGGUUUAUUUUAUUCGUUUCAUACGGUUCUACUGAACAUAAGAACUUCAUAGUUUAGGAUGUGACGUUUCGCCAAACAUCGAUUGAUAUUAAAACCUUCUGACCUUAAUUUGGAAUGCUAUAGUUUCUUCCUUUUAAAUUUGCAAUAGUGUUUCCAUAAAAUAUAUAGUAUAUAUAGUUUUUCUGAAAAUAGCACUGCAAUAACCGCAACAGACCCUAAGUUCAUGUUUUAUAUGGGGGAGGGUAUAUACAGAAAUCAUCGUGUCGUUGGUGGGGCAGUUUGAUCGUUGGUCGGCCUGCACGCUUCGCAUGUGUAUAUUUUAUGUCGUGAACUUUUCACUCAGUUUUGUAACACGAAACUGUAUGACUAUGUUGUUAAGUAUAUGUUCUAUCGUGUAUGUCGCAAUAUUCUUGCAGAGUUAUGUGCCCUAGAAUCCCAAAAGUAUCUCAGUUUAUUGUUUAUCAACAUGAAACUUUAUAGAUAUGUUGAUUAUUGUAUGCACAUGCUAUACGUUAUUUUCACGUACGUUUAAUUGCAUAAUUAUGUGCCCUUAAACGUAGGCAACUCUGGGAUACUUAAAUCAUUGUACAUAUGAACAUCGCGUCAUGAACAUUUGUGUGUGUAUAAAAAGGAAAUUUUAUAAGAGUGUCGUUUAUGCUACGUAGACGUUCAACAUUUCAUGUUUUUGUAUGUCACAUUAUUUGUUGCAGAGUUAUGUGCCCUUGAAUGUUCAAUAAAUCAGCGUAAAUUUCUAUGUCUUAAAGUGUGAUCAAUAUGAGGAAGCGAACAUUUUGAGAUACACUUAUUAUACCCAAAAUUUGCACCUGCUUGAAAAGAAAAAUUGCGGGUGUUUUUGUCAGCUUCAAUAACUGCUCUAGUAUUAUAUAUUGUUUGUCAUUUGUAUGUUGUAUUAUGUAAUUAGUAGUAUUCAUUCCAUACAGAUUAUCAAGAUGA